GACUUGAAUACACGUUUGAAGAAGUUGAUUGGGUCGCACAAGUUGAUGUUAUUCAUGAAAGGAUCACCGGAUGCUCCCCAGUGUGGUGCGUUUAUUAAAUUUCCUCAUUUCAGUUUUUGUUCUGUAGGUGCAAAUGAACUCACAUUUUGUAUCUAUUCGACGUUCAUGAACUUGAAUCGCUUUUCUAAACAAAUGGUCGGAUUACUUGAUGAACUCAAUGCCGAUUUUGGGUAUUUCGAUAUCUACACUGAUGAGGAGGUUAGACAGGGUUUGAAGACAUACUCAAAUUGGCCGACAUUCCCGCAGUUAUACCUCAAUAGCGAACUCAUUGGUGGACUUGAUGUUCUCCGGGAAGAAAUUAAGGACAAUGAUUUUGUCGCGAAACUUCCGAAAAGGCAGACAAAUGAUUUGAAUUCUCGCCUGAAAUCACUCAUUGAAUCUCACAAGUUAAUGCUUUUCAUGAAGGGUGAUCGCGAACAACCGCAAUGCAAAUUUUCUCGCCAAAUGAUUGAGUUGCUCAAUGGAGUUGGAGCUGACUAUGGCACCUUUGAUAUUCUUAAGGACGAAGAAGUACGGCAGGGUCUCAAAACGUACUCCAACUGGGCCACUUAUCCUCAGCUUUAUUUGAACGGAGAACUUCUCGGAGGUUUGGACGUUGUGAAGGCUGAAAUGGCCGACGAAAACUUCGUUUCGUCGUUGCCAAAGAAAUCUUGA
This is a messenger RNA of Strongylus vulgaris, 714 nucleotides long. NCBI's taxonomy places the organism in Eukaryota, Metazoa, Nematoda, Chromadorea, Rhabditida, Strongylidae. The record is from the annotation of a GenBank genome assembly.